AUGUCAUCGGGUGGUUCAAACGAUCCAACAACUUCAGAUGAAGGUCCACCUCCAUCAACAACGCAUGAUAAUCCUCCUCCAACAUCUUCGGAAGACCCCCCACCGACAAGUGAUGAUCCAGGACCCACUACAAGUGAUCCUCCUCCUACUACGACUCCACCACCUACAACUUCAGACCCACCACCCGAUACGAGUACACCACCAACAAGUAGUGAUGACCCACCACCACCUGACACCAGCACAACCACCCAUUCACCUCCACCUCCCGAUUCAACCACAACACCACCACCACCGACAUCUGACACAACCACAUCCGAUAACCCAGGUCGUCCCACAACAACAACAUCGAAUGGUGGUGGUGAGGAACCCACUCGAACGGUAACUGACAACCCCACUUCCUCACAUAAUGAACCAUCAUCUCAUCCUCAUUCUCGAACGACCAUCACUACUACCACACAACAGCCUAGCUCAUCACCUGUGGAAGUCACUACCAUUUCUAGCUCAGGCACUGAUAUUGUUACCAUUACAUCGACCUCUUUUUCAAUGAUUGGUCCUUCCACCACACCAGGGGGUGAUGAAAAUGGAAAGGGGGAUGGAUCUUCUUCAUCCGAUACAGGUGCCAUUGUAGGCGGCGUUGUAGGUGGUGUUGUAGGUUUAGCUGCUAUAGCGGCUGUAUUGUUCUUUCUUUUACGGAGGAAUCGUAAAAAAGCAGCACCCACCCAUGAUCCAUUUGAUGGUCUUUAUUCUCCCAGUGAUCGUCAAGCCAUGUCAUCAGCAGCAGCUACCAGUGUCACUGGUGGUGGUGGAUCGAGUAGUAAUGCACGUCCUCUUGUGGCACCUUAUCGACCUGUCAGUAAAAUGGGGGUUGAAGAUAUCGAUAACAACAAUUACUAUCAGCAAUCCAUGUCAUCCACAUCCCAAGGAUACUAUGAAGACACAUCACCGCAACAUCGAUUUUCCGCCGGAACAGCUGGCGGACCAGGAGGAGGACCCAUUCCAGGCUAUACGCCUGGUCAACAGUAUUACAGUAGUAGCGGAUCCGAACCCGAAUAUGGUAUCUAUGGUCACCAACAACAACCUUCCUUUUGGCCUACUACUACUACAGCUGAAGGGUCAUCCAAUGAUGGUGGCGGCGAUCGGCAUGUACCUCAUCUUGCUGAAGAAACUCAAGUCCCGCAUUCAAGAUCAUGA
Lichtheimia ornata is the source of this 1191-nucleotide messenger RNA. RefSeq lists its product as uncharacterized. The coding region runs from base 1 to 1191 and encodes 396 amino acids. The transcript has 3 exons. NCBI's taxonomy places the organism in Eukaryota, Fungi, Mucoromycota, Mucoromycetes, Mucorales, Lichtheimiaceae. The record is from RefSeq and is a predicted model, not a curated record.